This is a messenger RNA of Cyclospora cayetanensis, 1941 nucleotides long. RefSeq lists its product as uncharacterized. The transcript has 5 exons. The record is from RefSeq and is a predicted model, not a curated record. Bases 1 to 1941 code for a protein of 646 amino acids. Lineage: Eukaryota; Apicomplexa; Conoidasida; Eucoccidiorida; Eimeriidae.
AUGCCAGCUCCUGCGAUUAAACUGCCAGGCCGAGUGAGUGGCGGAGCCAGCAGCUUGGGACCUCCUGACCACAGUGAAAAGGGAGUGUGUGGGUUUUUCAGUCGUGUCCUUGCGGGUGCAGUUGACCAUGUGGAAAACACUCCGGCUGUUUUGGAGGCAAAAGCACAGCCUAAGCCAUGCGGAGUUGGUCGUUAUUUCCUGCUAGUGGUUUAUGUAAUUUACGCCUUUUUGACGGCUCGGGUCUAUUUUGCAUGGCCUAACCUUUCAAACCUGCUUUUCAGGUCCAACGCAUAUUCGUGGCUAUGUGAUUCUUACUUAGCAGACGGCAAGCCGGAUAUGCGACUGGAUAUCAAUGGGGGCAAACGGUACAUAUGUGAGGAACAAAACUCAGCAGUGGGCAAUAUCUUUGUAACCUGCCUGGCAUUUGCCUUCUCCUUUUCACUGGCUGCUGGACUGCUCCUCGACUACCUAGGACCCCGUAUCACUGCAACCAUAGGGCAGGUAAUGAACGCGCUAGCAUGGAUCCUGCUGGCUUUUGGGUCAGAGUCGUCGCAGACGUACUAUGCAGCAUUUAUUUUCAUGGGAAUCGGCUCCGAUAUUGGAUACCUCCCGCUGCUCUCUGCCGCCAAUCUCUUUCCGGGGCAUGAAGGGCUCAUUGUGGCGAUCUUGGGGGCCUCGAAGAGUGCAAGUUUUGCCGUGCCGACGAUUCUGGACAAGAUUGAAGCUGGCUAUGCUGACAUUAGCUUGAGGAAUGUUUGCCUGGGAUAUGCCGCCCUAGGUCCUGGUUUGUGCCUCAUAUUAGCAUUUGUUUUAGUGCCUUACAAACAUUUCAAGCCGUGGAAUGAGUUCACGGAAAUCGAAGAGGGAGGAGCGUACCACCAUCCCAUCCAGCGAGUCAAUGAUUCCUUCGCCUCUAUUGAAGCUCACGCUUGGCGGGACAGUUUCAGCAGCUUUCAUGAGGGACAGUGGCCGCUGCAUGCUCAUGAUGGACACUCGGGAGGGUCAGUUUCGGAGCCUGGGCGGCGAGGCAAGCACUUUCUGGAGGUUCCUAGGCCGGGGCCUUUACGGAGCGGCCUGCGGAAGAAAACUCUCACACCAUCUGAAACAGCGGGAACAGAAAAGAAAGAGGUGAACGGCGAUGACGAACGGCAGAGGACAGAGGCUGCCCCGGUCAACGCAGAACAAGUGGAAGACGUUCCAGCAAUCUACCAAGCCACCAGAAUGAGCGUAGAAAGAGGAGGAGCCGGAAAUGCAGAGACGCUGAAUCAACUAGCGGAGACGAAAGAGGAGAGGCCUGUGUCUUUCGUCAGGCAGUUUAUCUCUUCGUAUGCCAUAUGCAUCGUUGUCUACUCUAUCCUUAAGGCCAUCAUGUACGCAUUCUUUACCACGGCAGCAGAAAAUCUUCUUGGAAAGCAGGUCAAUGACUUUAUGGGGGCUGCAUUGCCUUUCUCCCUCUUCCCCUGCAUUGUCAUAGGCAAGGUGGUGGACAUGGUAGGCAUUAUGCCAAUCUUGUUUUUCUUGAAUACAUGUAUUGCUCUAGCUUACGGCUCCCAGAGCUACUGCUUUGUGUCUGAUACAUUCUCGUCGUCGCACUUUGGGAAGAUCGUAGGGACGAUUCACCUGAUAGCAGGUUUCUUGUCGCUACUCAAAAUCCCCAUGCAAAAGCUGGUGGUAGAUGUUUUCCACUCAGUGUACUAUUAUCCUUGUCUAAUCAUGCUGAUGCUUUGCGGCAUCAAUUACGCAGUGUUACUGGUGCUAUUGUGCAAAAAGCGUGCUAACCCGCACCCAUUCUGGCCUCAGGCCGCCAGGGAAGUGGCCAGGCAGGAAGCGGAGGAGAAAAAGAGGCUAGCACAAGAGAGGAAAGAACAGAAAGCUAAUGCGAAGAAGGAAAAGCAACAGCGGGAACUGGAGUUGAAAGGUACACAACCGACGGCCGUCUAA